Marchantia polymorpha subsp. ruderalis is the source of this 4617-nucleotide messenger RNA. The record is from the annotation of a GenBank genome assembly. NCBI's taxonomy places the organism in Eukaryota, Viridiplantae, Streptophyta, Marchantiopsida, Marchantiales, Marchantiaceae.
CAACAUCGCCAGGUUGAAGUUCGUCUGUCUGUAGUUGUGUCGAGCUCGGAGCUCGUAUCCACUCUGGCCUGCCUGCCCGGAAAGGCGUCUGUCGGCUGCGUGUCGGUCGAGGUGCACGAGGAAGAGGAUAGGCAGAAGAUGUUUGUCCGUUUUUGAAUCGAAAGCAGCGGCAGCAGCAGCAGUUCAGGAAGUUACUGGAAGAAAGCAGAACGAUCGCCUCACAACGAAUCAGUUCAUUCGCUUCAGCUGCAGCUCAGUCAGUGAGGGUUGAGGUGAUUUUUUUCCUCGUAGUGUCGAAAUCGUUCGACCAUGCGAAUGCGCAGGGCCGCGAAACAGAGAGCCUCGAUCGGCAGCCGGAGCGGCACCGAUGUGGUGCGUGCGUCGAGCAUCUGAUCAGCUGGAGCUGGAGCCGGAGCGAUUGCAAUCACUUCCGCCGUCGUCUCUGUGUGGUCCUGGGACCUGGAGCUGCCCGACGUUCAAUUCUCGCAGGACCUCUCGAGAGUAAUCGGGACUCUCCCCACUGCACCACUCUCGGGCCGAGCAGGAGCCAAAGCACGAUGGACGAACGAGGUUCUCCCUGAGCUCCCCCGAAGCGGAACGAGUGCGCAGUACAUGCUCGGGAAUCGUCACGAGGUGGAAUCUGUAGAUGUGGUAGUGGCUGCGUCUGCAGCCGGGAAAAAUGAGCUUUCGGUGUCGAAGAUGUAGCAAUAACUCCAUCGACGAGGGCACGAAUGGCGUCCCUGGGAGAUGAGUUGGGAAUUACUCGGCCUCGUGACUACUGGCUGCAGGUGAGACAGCGAGCUGCCAGCAGCUGUGCGUCCGAGGGUGUGCAGCUAUGUCCAGGUCGAAGGUGACAUCGUUGGAAGUUCUAUUCGCCUUCGGGGGCAAUCGAUCAAUUCCUUACAGGAGCAAUGUCUGCGCCUCAUGACAUGUGGAACUCACGAGCAGGUGGAGAGGCGAACGAGAGACUGGCAUGGUAGUGAGGAGACGCAGGAAUUGAGGCAAGCAGCAGCACGGCACGGGACGAGCAGCUGAUCUGCAGCAGUCGGAGAGACGAGCCCCGCGAAAGGGCGCCAUGGAGAGCUGCAGGAGGUGCCGGGGAGCGUGGUGGGGGGUGGCAAUGAUAGCCAUCGCCAUCGCGGUGGUGGCGGUGGGCGUCUCGGCGCAGCCGCAGCCGCUGCCGCGACCGGAGUCGCAGAACGAGACGCAGGCCAUGCAGGCGCUGCGGCAGUCGCUGGAGAUAGGCGACUCGUCGUGGCCGGCGCGCGCCGACCCGUGCACGAGCUGGGUGGGAGUGGCCUGCGACGACGGGCACGUCGUGAGCAUCGCCAUCUCGGGGCGCAACGUGACGAUGGCUUCCGGCGCCCGCCACCCCGUGUUCGCCAUGGACUCGCUCCUCGGCCUGCCGGCGCUCAAGCGCCUCACCGUCUCGGAUUUCUCCGUGCCCGGCACGCUCCCGAGCUGGCUCGGCAAUCUGAGCGCGCUUGAGAGCCUCGACUUCUCGAACUCGUCUGUCAAUGGCAGCAUCCCGCCCUCACUGGGGCAGCUCUCGCGUCUGCGCUCGCUCUCCCUGGCGCGCAACAGCCUCUCGGGAAACAUCCCAUGGGAGCUGAGCAAUCUCUCAAGCAUGCAGCUGCUGGACCUGUCGUCGAAUAUGAUGAGCGGCACCAUUCCUGCACCGCUGCUCAAUUUGCCCGAGCUCCAAGUGCUCGAUCUCUCGCACAACUAUCUCUCAGGCCCAAUUCCCGACAAGCUGACGGGCUUGGUCGGCUUGCGCCGGCUGAUCCUGGCCUACAAUUACUUCAGCGGCGCCAUCCCCAGGCUGGGCAGCCUGCAGCUGCUGUCGGCCAUCGACCUCUCGAGGAACAAUCUGUCUGGCGCCGUCCCGGCCGCGCUCGGGAACCUCUCGCGCCUCGUCACGCUGGGGCUUAACGACAACCACCUGAACGGGACGGUGCCGCCGGAGCUGACGCUGUGUUCCGAGCUCGAGGCGCUUAAUCUCGGGGGUAACCUGCUGACCGGGAACUUGCCCCUGUCGAUGGGCUCGCUGCUGCAGCUUAAGCGCCUCAACCUGUCGAUGAACGCGCUGACCGGCAGCAUGCCCCCGGGCUGGGACAGUUUGGUGCUUCUGGAGCGCGUGGACCUGUCGCACAACCUGUUCUACGGGCCACUGCCCGCCGACCUCGCUCGUCUCCCGACGCUGGCCGUGCUGAACGUCUCGGACAACUUUUUCAACGAGUCGCUGCCCGCCGUGCUGCCCAAGGUCACGGUGACGAAGAAGAAUUGCUUCGCGAACGCGACCCGGCAGCACACCGUGCGCGCCUGCGCGAAGUUCUACGCCGAUCGCGGGGUUACCGUGCCGCGCGACCCGACGCCCUCGAGCGCGGAGCCGGCGCGGAACGCCACUGCCCCCACUGCGCCCAGCCAGGGAGGGCGCGAGUCGAGCAAAGAGAAGCACUUGGUGCCGUUGUUCGCCGGAAUCGGCGGGGGGCUGGGCUUAAUCAUCCUCGUGGGGCUAUUCGCUUUGUGCGUGCACAGGAUCGAGCGUAAGGAGCGAUCGCCCAGCGGGGGCAACCGCAGCGGAGGCCCCGCGGAGUCGGGAUUCGGGUCCGGAGGCGCCGGCAUCAUCGUCAGUCGACUGGGCGAGGCCUUCAGCUACACGCAGCUGCAGCACGCGACGAAGAAAUUCAGCGGCGCCAAUCUCAUCAGCCAGGGCCAUUCGGGCGAUCUGUACAAGGGGCUGCUCGACGGCGGCACCACCGUGGUCGUCAAGCGCAUCGAGGCCUCGAAAUUCCGCAAGGAUUCCUACGUCCCCGAGCUCGAAGUCUACGGGCGAGCCUCGCACUCGCGCCUAGUCUCGCUCGUCGGCUACUGCCUGGAGCGCGAGGACGAGAAGCUGCUGGUUUACAAGUACAUGCCCAAUGGCGACUUGGCCUCCGCCCUGCACACCAAGGGCAGCCCUGGCCCCGGCGAUGUUCUGCGAUCGCUCGACUGGAUCACCCGACUCAAGGUCGCCAUCGGCGCUGCCGAAGCCCUCUCGUAUCUGCACCAUGACUCCCAGCCCCCUCUUGUGCAUAGGGACAUCAAAGCGAGCAGCAUUUUAUUAGAUGACAAGUUCGAGGUGAGGCUCGGGAGCCUGAGCGAGGUGCGAUCGCAGGACGGGGAUUCACAUCCGGGCUUAAUCCGUCGACUUCUCGGCCUGUCACAAUCCUCCGACCAGGGAAUUCGUGACGCAGGGCAAGCGGUGGCAUCGUGUGCGCUCGACGUUUAUAGCUAUGGCAAGGUGCUGCUGGAGCUCGUGUCGGGGAAGCUGGGGAUCAGCGGGGUGUCGGAUCCGAGGACGGAUGCGUGGCUGGACUGGGCGAUGCCGCUGAUCAACCCGCACGACAAGGAGUCGCUGCCGAAGCUCGUGGACCCGUCGCUCAUAGUGGACGAGGAUCUGCUGGAGGAGGUGUGGGCAGUAGCCAUCAUCGCCAAGGCCUGUCUCAAUCCCAAGCCCCAGAAGCGGCCCAGCAUGCGCCAUGUGCUCAAGGCUCUCGAGAACCCGCACAAAGUCGUGCGCCAGGAUUUCCAAUUCAGCGACACGCUGGCCAUGCGCACCUCGUCCCACAGUUCGUGGAACGAGGCGCUCUUCGGCAGCUGGAGGCACUCGUCCGUCAUUCCGGGCACGCUGCGGGAGGAGUAUCAGAUGAAGGCCGGGGGCAUCGGCGCCGGCAGUCGCGUCGAGUACCCCCAAUCGCACACUCGUCGAGGAUCCAGCGACAUCGUCCCCGAGCCCAUUUCGGAAAACGACUAUCCUCGAUCUCGUUGACCCCCGAUCAUUUCAGCUCAGCUCAGAUCAGAUCAGCUCAGCUCACAGCUCAGAUUAGAUCAGAUCACAUCGGAUCGGAUCACGUUCGAGGGAUGCAGAGUAAUGAACACAUCGAUCGAUGCUCUCUAGAGACAUCAUCGUCCAUCAUCCGAACGAUCGGCGACGGGCAAAAUUGACUACAAUUGUGAAGACAUCAAGGCCGGGAGGACUGCAUGGUUUGGUUUAUUCAUCAAGUUUUCACCACAGGCUCCCAGCCCGGGGGUUUGUACAUUAGGUCAGGAAGAGAAAGGUUAGGAGCUUAAAGAUGUGGCUAGUAGCAGCAGACACAGGCAGACCGACAGACAGACAGACAGAAUUACAGGACAGACAGAAGCUGGAGGGGUGGAGGAAGGCAGGCAGGAAGGAUUGGAAGUUAGGGGAAAGAGUGGGUGGGGGUGGGAGGGAGGGAGAGGGAUAUGGGGAGGUAGAUAAGGAUAGCGGCAGAGGAGAUAAGGGUCUAUCCAUGUCGAAGGAGAGAGGAGAGAUAGGAGAGAGAGAUAGAGAGAGAGAGAGGAGAGGAGAGGUGUGUGAAGAGAUAGACACAAUUCUUUAUUGGCGGACGCACCAACUUUGCUCCGAUGUCGAAAGAGUCUCGAGGGACGGAUGCACAAAUGGAUGAGCGGCACGUCCCAUUUUUUAGUGAUCAGAAACGAGGUCUUCAAACGUCAAUCCAAAUACUGUGUCCCAUGUGCAUAGCAGCAUAACAAUGUGCUCCGACUCGCUGUUGGUUUCAAUAUCGAAGUUUUACUACACUCGCCACGGAUGCG